AUGCACAGAUGCGACUUGACGUACGAGCCAAACCCCGCGUUGUGCAGAAGACCUUACACCCUGAUAAUCGAGAAAAGCCUCAUAAAAAAGCCAAACUUGGGCGGCUGGAGAGACAGGAAAAGCGGCGUCGAGUACCGAAAUGGGGACUCGCAAACGGGACCGGCGCCCAAACGAGUGCCCUGGGAGAAGACGUGCAGCCGCAAGGUCCAGACCUCCGUGCAAGUCGACCGAGCGUGUCAGUCAACCUACAGCCAAGCCACUCAGAUGUGGCGCCGAGAUUGUUACGUGGCAGGUGUCUCCGACGAUUACGUGGCAGCCAAGGCGUACGAGACUUUCGAGGAGGCGCGGGCGCGAUUGGAUCUCGACAGCCGAGCUCGCGUCAUCCAGAGGUGCUACAGGGCGUUCAAAUUCCUGGGAUACGUACGAGAGUGCGCGCGAGUCUAUCGGGAAUUGCAAGCUGAGUGCGACAGGAUACAAGAGCUCAAGUAUUCGCUGCGCAGAGAUCGUCGCGAAGCCGAGUGCCGCGCCCUGAACGACCAGAGCACCCCUUUGGGACUGAGCCACCUGCUGCACCGCUUGAAAGCCGAGGAGGACGAGUCGAACUGCCCGGAGAAGGACCGCCACACCCGAGCCCUACGACUCCUCGAGGCGAGGCAGCGCGUCUUCCUCUCCAACAGCCGCAAAAAGCGCGCGGCUCGCGAGGCCCGAGCCCAAAGGUCCCGCGCGCGUUUCCUCGCCCGCCAGUGCGAGCCCAAACGCUGGCUCGAUCGCCGCGACCGCGUGGUCGAGAUGCUAACUCUGAGGAACCAGGUGGCCAUCGAGUGCAGGGACCUCUACGAGAAGCUACUCCAAGACCCGAACGCCGGCCGGAUGGAGCUUCUGGUCAAGACGAAGAGCUCCGUCGAGAAGCACCACUGCCGCGAGGCGAACGCUCUGCGCGACCUGAUCGACCAAGAGAUCGCCCUGACCUCCAAGGACGUCGGCGCGGCCGAUCUGGGGUUCCUCAGGAAGAGAGUCGUCGGGGUUUUUUUGAAUUUUUUGAGGUACUCGCACAACUGCACCUGCCGGAGCGUCCAGGACGAGUGCCGGGUCGAAAGGUGUGAUUACGAGUUUCGGGAGUCGCUGGAGAAGAGCCAGAUUUUUUGCGCGAGCUGUUGCAGACUCCGACCGCGGGGCGAAUUUCCCGUCACUUCGCGGAGGCAGUCGUUCAACAAAUGCUUGGGCUGCGUGCGACUGCAGGACAACUCGAGCAUGCCUCUGGACAUGGGUCCCUUCGCGAGGCUCCUAAGCGCAAUUCGUACAGCUGAGCCCGAAGGUUUGGCCGAUGCAAUGUCGGUGCCAGACCUGCGACACUUGGUGCUUACCAUAUGGCACGGGCACUCGGUGCUGAGCGAAAGCUCGGAGCUGGGAGAUUUGCGUCUCCCGCGUUACGAGCUCGACCAGCCCUGGAGUCCUUGGAACUGUGUGCUGCUCACGGAGGACGAAGCUGAGGCCCACUGUUGCGUUGGGGGUGGUGGGGGUGUCCUUACAAAUAAUUAUUAUAAAGGUCAAGGUAUAGACCUUUUCUGCUUCUCCUUCCCACCCGUUGGGCCACGGUCCAUGGCUUUUUUAUUUGAAAAUUUUGCGGCUCUACAAGAUGAGGCCGAACGAGUGGACAGUUAUAUGCACACAUUGUCGUUGAAAAGUGACACACCCAGGCCGCAUUUGGCUUGCUUCGGCACCUGGGUGUUGUAUCACACGUUGCGCGUUAUGGUCAUGUAUUUACUUAGUGGCUUCGAGCUCGAGCUCUAUUCGGUUCACGAGUAUCAUUAUAUAUAUUGGUAUCUGUUCGAGUUCCUAUAUAACUGGCUCAUAUCUGCCAUCACGAGAGCAGAUUCGUUUAUAAUAGAGCAAGACAUUCAUCUAGAAAAUCAAAAGAGCAGGAGCGCCAAGAAAAGUGCAAAGAACAAAAAGAAAAAGGCAACGCCUAAGCCAAACUACUUGGAAAUAUUGAUGUAUCAAGCCAUGCAAAAUAUUUGUGGAGGUUUUUAUAAGGCAUUAGUUGGUUUUCGAAUGGAUGGCAAGAUACCCUUACCUGAUAGCCAAUUCGACUGCGAACGAGUUCGAUAUGAACACCGUCUGUUACCGUUUUCAUCUUUGCUAACGCCACCGCCAAUUCAAUACAAAAAGUUCAUAGAAAUGACAAAUGUGCAAAUAAAAAAAUACGAAAAAGGUAGUAGCGAAGAGCAAUACUUCGAUGGUUGCCGGCAUUUCAAUCAAGCUAAAAAUUUAUUGGAACGCGCAUUAGAGCUCAAUCCACCGUGA
Molecule: messenger RNA, 2304 nt
Organism: Copidosoma floridanum
Lineage: Eukaryota; Metazoa; Arthropoda; Insecta; Hymenoptera; Encyrtidae
Product: IQ motif and ubiquitin-like domain-containing protein
Biological process (GO): cilium assembly; flagellated sperm motility
Cellular component (GO): motile cilium; acrosomal vesicle
Source: RefSeq, a predicted model, not a curated record